Messenger RNA from Eptesicus fuscus (big brown bat), 1638 nucleotides. RefSeq names its product neurofilament light chain (gene NEFL). The record is from RefSeq and is a predicted model, not a curated record. The coding region runs from base 1 to 1623 and encodes 540 amino acids. Gene Ontology annotation, biological process: neurofilament bundle assembly. Gene Ontology annotation, cellular component: postsynaptic intermediate filament cytoskeleton; intermediate filament; cytoplasm. The transcript has 4 exons. Gene Ontology annotation, molecular function: structural constituent of postsynaptic intermediate filament cytoskeleton. NCBI's taxonomy places the organism in Eukaryota, Metazoa, Chordata, Mammalia, Chiroptera, Vespertilionidae.
AUGAGUUCCUUCAGCUACGAGCCGUACUACUCGACCUCCUACAAGCGGCGCUACGUGGAGACGCCCCGGGUGCACAUCUCCAGCGUGCGCAGCGGCUACAGCACCGCGCGCUCCGCGUACUCCAGCUACUCGGCGCCCGUCUCCUCGCUGUCCGUGCGCCGCAGCUACUCGUCCAGCUCCGGCUCCCUGAUGCCCAGUCUCGAGAACCUCGACCUGAGCCAGGUGGCCGCCAUCAGCAACGACCUCAAGUCGAUCCGCACGCAGGAGAAGGCGCAGCUGCAGGACCUCAACGACCGCUUCGCCAGCUUCAUCGAGCGCGUGCACGAGCUGGAGCAGCAGAACAAGGUGCUGGAGGCCGAGCUGCUGGUGCUGCGGCAGAAGCACUCGGAGCCGUCGCGCUUCCGGGCGCUGUACGAGCAGGAGAUCCGCGACCUGCGCCUGGCGGCCGAAGACGCCACCAACGAGAAGCAGGCGCUGCAGGGCGAGCGCGAGGGGCUGGAGGAGACGCUGCGCAGCCUGCAGGCGCGCUACGAGGAAGAGGUGCUGAACCGCGAGGACGCCGAGGGCCGGCUGAUGGAGGCGCGCAAAGGCGCGGACGAGGCGGCUCUGGCCCGCGCGGAGCUCGAAAAGCGCAUCGACAGCCUGAUGGACGAAAUCGCCUUUCUGAAGAAGGUGCACGAAGAGGAGAUCGCCGAGCUGCAGGCGCAGAUCCAGUACGCUCAGAUCUCCGUGGAGAUGGACGUGUCCUCCAAGCCCGACCUCUCCGCCGCGCUCAAGGACAUCCGCGCCCAGUACGAGAAGCUGGCUGCCAAGAACAUGCAGAAUGCCGAGGAAUGGUUCAAGAGCCGCUUCACCGUGCUCACCGAGAGCGCCGCCAAGAACACCGACGCGGUGCGCGCCGCCAAGGACGAGGUGUCCGAGAGCCGCCGCCUGCUCAAGGCCAAGACCCUGGAGAUCGAAGCCUGCCGGGGCAUGAACGAAGCGCUGGAAAAGCAGCUGCAAGAGCUGGAGGACAAGCAGAACGCCGACAUCAGUGCUAUGCAGGACACAAUCAACAAAUUAGAAAAUGAGUUGAGAACUACAAAGAGUGAAAUGGCACGGUAUUUAAAAGAAUACCAGGACCUCCUCAAUGUGAAGAUGGCUUUGGACAUUGAGAUUGCAGCUUACAGGAAACUCUUGGAAGGUGAGGAGACCCGGCUCAGUUUCACCAGCGUGGGAAGCAUAGCCAGCGGCUACUCCCAGAGUUCCCAGGUCUUUGGCCGAUCUGCCUACGGUGGUUUACAGACCAGCUCCUACUUGAUGUCCGCUCGCUCCUUCCCUUCUUACUACACCAGCCACGUCCAGGAGGAGCAGAUCGAGGUCGAGGAGACCAUUGAGGCUGCAAAAGCUGAGGAAGCUAAGGAUGAACCCCCCUCUGAAGGAGAAGCUGAAGAGGAGGAGAAGGAGAAGGAAGAGGCUGAGGAAGAGGAAGGAGAGGAAGAGGAAGAAGGUGCCAAGGAAGAAUUUGAGGACGCAAAGGAGGAAGAAGGAGGUGAAGGUGAAGGAGAAGAUGCCCAAGAAGCUGAGGACGAGAAGAAAGAUGAAGGUGCUGGGGAGGAGCAAGCAACCAAGAAGAAAGAUUGAGCCCCCCCGCCCCCC